AUGAUCAUACAGAGCCAAUCCAUCCGGCUAGGCAUCACAACCACCGAAGAUCGCGCGGGGAAUGCAACGUGGGAGUUCCACGUGGACCGUGAUGGGACGCACCACGGUCUCUCAGAUGAACAGUGCCAGCUUGCCUUUCCGAAACUGUUCGUUGAGCUCGACAAGUCUGCAGGGCAGAGGAGAGAGAAGAAGGGAACGCCAAUCAGGUAUGAGGAGAUCGCGGGCCCGCUCGACGACGCAAUGGUCCGCGGGGUCAUCUAUGAGGGGGAUCUUUAUAUCCUUGACGUCCAGGGCAUGAAGGCCACGUUCUCGCGUGCGAGAGCGACCUUGAGCUCGCUGCACCGCGCCCUGCAGGCGUUUCCUGGUCGACGGGCCUUGCCGAACAUCGAGUUUAUCCUGACGACGGAGGAUUUUGUGCAGCGCACCAACGAGCCUGUCUGGGCGUACUCGAAACGAGCUGUUGACGAAGACAAGGAUGCGGUCUGGCUGAUGCCGGAUUUUGGGUACUGGGCAUGGCCUGAGGUGCAGAUCGGCCCCUACGAGGCGGCCAGGCAGCGGAUCGCGGCGGUGGACGCCGAGGUGCCCUUUGCAGAGAAGAAGAAACAGUUGGUGUGGCGGGGUAGUCUGGCUCCCUCGCCGGAGCUGCGCGGGCGACUGCUCCGUGCUGCACGGGGAACGAGCUGGGCGAGCAUACGGGUGCUGGACUGGGAGGAUGCGGACGAUGUACGGCUGAACCUCCUGCCCAUCGAGGAUCACUGCCGGUACAUGUUCCUGGCGCACACCGAGGGUCGCAGCUUCUCCGGCCGGGGCAAGUAUCUGCUCAACUGCCGCUCGGUGAUGGUCUCGCACCGCCUGGAAUGGCGCGAGGCACACCAUGCUGCGCUCGUUGCGUCGGGGCCUGAAGCCAACUUUGUCGAGGUCGAGCGCGACUGGUCAGAUCUGGAGCGCAAGAUCGAGUAUCUCAUCGACCAUCCAGACGUCGCAGAGAAGAUCGCUGACAACGCCAUCCGCACCUUUCGCGAUCGAUACCUCACCCCGGCUGCCGAGUCGUGCUAUUGGCGCCAUCUCAUCCGCCAGUAUGCCUCGGUCUGUGACUUUGAGCCGGAAUUGUAUACUUCCUCGGAGGGGAGGAAACAGCUGCGCGGAAUCCCGUUUGAGACGUGGAUCCUCUCCUAG
Molecule: messenger RNA, 1176 nt
Organism: Penicilliopsis zonata CBS 506.65
Lineage: Eukaryota; Fungi; Ascomycota; Eurotiomycetes; Eurotiales; Aspergillaceae
Exons: 2
Coding region: 1-1176 (391 amino acids)
Source: RefSeq, a predicted model, not a curated record